Molecule: messenger RNA, 1191 nt
Organism: Emiliania huxleyi CCMP1516
Lineage: Eukaryota; Haptophyta; Isochrysidales; Noelaerhabdaceae
Exons: 1
Coding region: 1-1191 (396 amino acids)
Source: RefSeq, a predicted model, not a curated record
AUGCAGGAACUGCUCGCUCUCGCAGACGCAGCCGACGCUGCAGAGGCAAUCUCUGAGCCCUCGCCAAAGCGGGUGCGCACGCAGCCACUGCGAGUCCCUGAGUCCUUGGUCAACGCAGCAGCCGAGAGCCUGGCGCUGCUGCUCACCGGCGCGGUCCAAAAGGACGGGGAGGCAAGCAAGGAAAAGAAGCGCGCGAAAAAGGCUGGCCGCUCUGGCCGGUCUGGCCGGUCUGGCCGGUCUGGCUGGCUACGGAGCGACGGCAAGCGCUGGGACGGCGGGCGGUCUGGCCGGUCUGGCUGGCCACAACGCGCGCCCCCCGAGCUCUCGGGCACGAUGGCUGACGUGGGCCGCAUCGUGCUUGUGCCGCGCGCGUUGUGGCCAAACGAGCCGUGCACCGAGCAGCGCGGGCAGGGUUGGCUGGCGGUGAUUCGAGAGGCCAAGCAGCGCCGCUGCACGGUCCGCUUUCUGAAUACGGUGGCGGCGGACGAGCACCUAAGCGUCGAUGUGCUGAAGCUGAAAUACGACGGCUGCCGGGGCAAGCAAUCGACCGCGUCGGUCAAUGACCCGAAGCCAAAGGUCAAAUCCACCAAGGAGCCGUCGGUGGCUGAGCCGGCUGCGGCGCCGCCCGCCGACGACGCGCCCAAGCCAGCGCGCAAAAGCCGCACCCGCCCGCCGCAGCCGCUCACCGGCACCUCCGCCGACGUGGGUCGGAAAGUGCUCAUCCCGCACUCCGUCUGGCCCGACGAGACAUGCAAAGAGGAGGAUGGGCGCGGCUGGAUGGCACGGGUCGUCAAGGUGCACCGCAAGGGCGUGUAUGAGCUGCGCUUUUGCAAGGCGCGCGCGGCGGACGUGUGCCUUGCCAUCGACGUGCUCGAGCCCAUGCACAAGCGCCGCCCAAAGCCGGCCGACGACCCGACCAGGCCGGAGCUCGGCGCGCCGGCCGGCCGCUCCAAGCGAAAGCAACCCGACAAGCCGCGCGAGGCGGUGGCGCCCUCCGCGCUCGGCCUCUUUAUGCGCGCUGAGAUUGCGCGCCUGCGGCAGGCCAACCCGGGGAUGGGCAUCGGGCAGGCGCAGACGAUCGCGGGCAGGAACUGGGCCACCAGCGAGGACAAUCCGGAGACGAAGCGGCGCGGCGCGGCGCCGCACAUCUUCCCCGAGCCGCGCGACGCGCAAGGGCGGCUCGUCCUGUGA